This is a messenger RNA of Cuscuta europaea, 2356 nucleotides long. The record is from the annotation of a GenBank genome assembly. Lineage: Eukaryota; Viridiplantae; Streptophyta; Magnoliopsida; Solanales; Convolvulaceae.
AACUCGGGACGAAACGGCUGGAAAAUGAGUUGAAAAAACCACUCCACACUGCUUAACAGAAUAAUCAUAGUAACAGUACUGCAACUCACAAUUGCCAGUCAAAAAGAACAAUAGUUUCACUUCACCUCUGACUCUCUCUGAGUUCCAGACCUGCCGCCGUUUCUCUGCAUUAGCCGACGUGCCGGAAAUUGGAGUUUUCUCAUCGGGAAAGCGUCAGGCGGCAUGUGAGUGCACCAAAACCAUCAGAUCAGGAGAAUUCUUCGGUCUUUAAGGUGCAGAAGUCUGUUUAAAAAGGGUGAUAGGUGAAGCUCUAUUAGAACUAGCAACCUCCCCAGUAGUAUAGUUUAUCAAAACCCUUAAAAAUUCCUGGGGUUAUUUGUUGUGUGCAGAACUGAAUGUUGAGGUGUUUUGGAGAUAGCUGAUGCGUCCCUGAUUCUAAUUCCUCAAACAAGUACCUCAAGUUUGUCAAACCUGUAAUAGGAAAGGGAUGUUUUUUACCAUCUUCUUCUGUCAUGAUGUGGAAUUCAAGCUUCCUUAUUUUGUCUUUGUUCAUUUUAUAGGUGUUGAUGUUUGACAAAAUUUUAUGUUAGGAAUCAAUCCAUAAUUGCUAGUUUCUGUAGUGGAGUUGGGGUUUUUUUGUUCUUCCCUCUUUCCUUACAAAAAUUCCAUAUAGCCAUCUAGAUAUGUUUCCAAUGGCAGAAAAGAGUAUGAAUCCAGUAAGGCUUCUUUCAUUCCUCAUAGCCAUUUCUUUGUUUCUAUUGACCAUCUCUUCUUUUUCCCUCCUCCACUUUGAUACCAAUUAUUUCAUACCCAAAUCAGUUCUCCAGUUAAUUCUCAUUAACAACAUCACUUCAGAUAAUUGGAAUUCAAGCACUACCCGUGCUGAAACCGAGAUGCCUUUGCUUCCUAAUUCCAGUAAAAAACCUAACAGAGUGUGUGAAGGGAAUCAAACUAUUCUUAGAGUUUAUAUGUAUGACUUGCCGCCUGAAUUCCACUUUGGGCUUUUAGGAUGGAAAGGAAGUAGGAACGAUAAAAUAUGGCCUGAUGUGGAUGAGCCGAGCAAAAUUCCACGAUAUCCAGGUGGGUUGAACUUACAGCACAGCAUAGAGUAUUGGCUCACCCUCGACCUUUUAUCGUCAAAUACCUAUUAUACCCCAACUGUUUUUAGUAGGCCAUGCACGGUUGUGAGAGUUCGAAACUCAAGCGAAGCAGACAUUAUAUUUGUACCGUUUUUCGCUUCCCUGAGUUACAACCGCCAUUCAAAGGUUCAGAACGAUGGUGAGAUCAGCAAGGACCGACUGCUGCAACAUAGAGUGGUUGAGUUUUUGAAAAGUAGAGACGAGUGGAAGCGGUUUGGUGGGAGGGAUCAUCUUGUGGUGGCUCACCAUCCUAAUAGUAUGUUGGUUGCUAGGAAGAAGCUGGGUUCUGCCAUGUUAGUACUUGCAGAUUUCGGAAGAUAUCCGGCUGAAAUAGCAAAUAUAGGAAAGGAUGUGAUUGCUCCGUAUAGACAUAUGGUGAAGGCAAUAGAUGCUGGGAUUUCACACCCAUUUAAACAACGCCCUAUAUUGGUCUACUUUCAAGGCGAAAUAUAUAGAAAAGAUGGUGGAGCUAUUCGCCAAGAUUUAUAUUACCUGCUUAAAGAUGAAAAAGAUGUCCACUUCACAUUUGGUAGCACUCAAUCAAAUGGUAUCAGAUCAGCUAGCCAGGGAAUGGCUUCAUCGAAGUUCUGUCUGAACAUAGCUGGAGACACUCCUUCCUCAAAUCGACUCUUUGAUUCCAUUGUUAGUCACUGUGUCCCAGUGAUCAUAAGUGAUGACAUUGAGCUGCCAUAUGAAGACGUGCUUGAUUAUUCUAAAUUUUGUGUCUUUGUCCGAGCUUCAGAUGCUUUGAGGGAAGGCUACCUUUUGGGUGUUCUUAGAGGAAUACGGGAAGACAAGUGGACCAAAAUGUGGGAAAGACUAAAAGAGAUUACCAUACAUUUUGAAUACCAGUACCCAUCCCAACCUAAUGACGCUGUGGAUAUGAUUUGGCAAGCGGUUUCAAGGAAAAAGUAUUCCAUACAAUUGAAGACUAAUCGGGAUAACAGAUACCAUAGAUCAGAGCUCUUCCUGAAGAGCCAUUGACAUUAAAAAUUGCCUUUACAAGAUAUAUUUUACAUCUAAGAUGGAUGUCGAUUCCAUGUUAGGCUUUACCUUAUAGAAUACUGUAUUAUUAUUAUUAUUAUUAUUAUUAUUAUUAUAUCCAAGUGGUAAAAACAUUUGAUGACAAGGUUUUGAAUGUCAUAUUUUCAUAAAAUUAUACCUUCUUAAGAAGGUGGCAACAAGAAUGGUUUGAGGUGGGGAAAUUUUGCCGUCUU